Lathyrus sativus (Indian pea) is the source of this 222-nucleotide messenger RNA. NCBI's taxonomy places the organism in Eukaryota, Viridiplantae, Streptophyta, Magnoliopsida, Fabales, Fabaceae. The record is from the annotation of a GenBank genome assembly.
AUGAUUGAAAAGUAUUGGGUUUGGACAUAUAAUGGAGAAGAAUUGUCGAGUAACGUACCAGAGACCAGUAAUAUGCAUGCUUCAAGUAGUCGAUCACCGAUGGAACAUGGGGAAAACUUUAAUAUGAUCAGUGAGAUGAUGGGUGAUAAUUUUGGUGUGAACUUGACCUGUGAUAAACUUGCAGAUUUUGAUGGGGAAGAGUUGUCGAAUGAGGAAGCGUAA